Eleginops maclovinus (Patagonian blennie) is the source of this 8365-nucleotide messenger RNA. It is a transcript of the gene itsn2b, whose product is annotated as intersectin 2b. Bases 373 to 6015 code for a protein of 1880 amino acids. Gene Ontology annotation, molecular function: calcium ion binding; guanyl-nucleotide exchange factor activity; protein binding. The record is from RefSeq and is a predicted model, not a curated record. The transcript has 40 exons. Lineage: Eukaryota; Metazoa; Chordata; Actinopteri; Perciformes; Eleginopidae. Gene Ontology annotation, biological process: positive regulation of Rho protein signal transduction.
CAUGUUGUUGCUGUUGCACACUGAGCUGUCAGCAACAGGUUACUUUGAGGAGCGACGCUGCUAAACUUUAACAUUUCUCCCACACAUUCUGCUCUCUUCGGAUUAUAAACCUUUGCAGUGUGUCUGGGAACAAGUCCCGAAGUGGCGGAUGAUAGCUUUAGGGCCACCGGAAGCUCGGAAGUUGGUGUUUUUCUGGUCGUUGUGAGAGAGCCUCUCCUCCCUCGCUCCUCUCAGUGACACCCCUGUCCUGUCCUCGCUGCAGUAUUGACUGAUGACUGGGCUGUGACUGUGUGUUUUGCAGAUGGCUGCGAGCGGUAGCUGAGGACGCCGUCAGGAUUUCCCCCCCCUCCUCUGCUUUUUCCACCUGCAAAUAUGAAUGGUGGUCCAAGUGUGUGGGCGAUCUCUCCGGAGGAGAGGCUCAAACAUGAUCAGAAGUUUGACACCCUCUCCCCAUCAAUGGGCUUUGUCUCAGGGGAGCAGGCCAGGAAGUUUUUACUCCAAUCAGGGCUUCCUGCUUCAGUGUUGGCUCAAAUAUGGUCCCUGGCUGACAUGAAUAAAGAUGGGAAGAUGGACCGGUUGGAGUUUUCCAUCGCCAUGAAGCUCAUAAAGCUAAAACUCCAGGGAACACUGCUUCCCUCAGCUCUGCCAAUCAUCAUGAAGCAGCCUCCAGUGCCCGCCCCCACCCUCAACCACCGCACCCCAGUCCUGACCAACCCAGCCUACGGAAUGGUUUCUGGUUCCAACAUGAUGCCCGGGACAAACCUUGCCAUGUUGAACCCUAUCUCCAUGGCAACUCCUGGACUCUCACACUUGACACCAAUGACAGGCCUCGCCCCGUUUGUUCCUACGGCAACAGGACUGAACCCUUUAAUAGCCCCCUCCAGGCCCCUGAUACCCACCAUGGGAAACGGCACCAUGGGACUUCUGCAACCAAUCCCAUCUGGAGCCAUGGCUGCUGGCUUACCUCGCUCUGCAUCCCCCUACUCAUCUCCGCUUGGACUCUCUUCUGGUUUAAACAUGGGCUCGCCGCUGCUGGACCUAGGAUCCAACAGCUCUGCUUCCUCGUCCCCCUCUGUGAUGUCCCCCAUGGGUCCUGUUCCCAGCGACUGGGCUGUGCCUCAUGCCUCCAGACUCAAAUACAGGCAGCAAUUUAACAGCUUGGAUAAGCAGAUGACAGGAUACCUCAGUGGUCAACAGGUGAGAGGUGCCAUGGCAACCACGAUGCUGACUCAGAUACAGCUGGCUUCCAUCUGGACUUUAGCUGAUGUGGAUAAGGACGGUAAGCUGAAAGCGGAGGAGUUCAUUCUGGCAAUGCAUCUCGUGGACAUGGCCAAGUAUGGACAACCACUGCCGCUGACACUGCCGACUGAACUGGUACCACCCUCACAGAGGGGAGCAGUGAAUGGAUCCAGCUCCUCUCCCUAUGCGUCGCUGACUGAUGACUUUGACAUAGAGCCUCCACAGAAAACCAAACCAAACAUGUCGUUCGAGGAUAAAUUCAAAGCCAACCUGGAGCGAGGGAACGCCGAACUGGAGAAAAGACGUCAGACGCUGCUGGAGGCAGAGAGGAGAGAGAGGGAGCGUCGUGCCCAGAAGGAGAGAGAGGAGCGAGAGAUGAGAGAGAAGGAGGCUCGGGAGGCCGAAGAGAGGAGGAGGAAAGAAGAGGAAAGGAGGCUGGAGCGGCAGAGGGAGCUGGAGAGGCAGAAAGAGGAAGAGCGACAGAGAGAGAUCGAGAGAAAAGAGGCUGCACAGCGGGAGCUCGAGCGUCAGAGGAAGGAGGAUUUGGAGAGGAGGCGGCGAGGAGAGCUCAAGAUAAAAAAGGAGCAGGAGCAGGAUGAUAUCAUCAGACUGAAAGCUAAGAAAAAGAGUCUAGAGAUGGAGCUGGAGGCUGUGGGUAACAAACAUCGUCAGAUCUCAGACCGGCUACGUGACUUUCACAACAAAAAGAAGCUUAAGAACACAGAGCUGGAUCUGACAAAUCAGAGGAAAGAGACCUGCCACCAGGACAUCAACAUGCUGCAGAAACAAUUGGAGGAGUUCCAGAGGAAGUUGUCCCAGCUGACUCCAGAGCAGAGGAGACUGACGGAGAAACUCAGAAACAUGUCCUUGAACAACCUGCCUGCAUCCACCGUAUCAGCGCUGACUGUGGGUGUUACGGAGAAAAAAGGGACGUGCUUGAAAAUGCGAGAGCAGCUUGGAGCUCUGGAGAAAGAGACGGCUGCAAAACUGUCUGAGAUGGACCAGUACAACAAAGAUAUGCAGGAACUGAGAGAGAGCCAGAGAAAACAGCAGGGAGCACUUGAGAAGCUACGGAGCAUCAAAGAAGACAAACGGCGUGAACUGAGUCGAAGGAAGGAGGAGGAGGAGGCGAGGAAGAGGAAAGAAGAGGAGAAGAAACAACAGGAGGAGGAAAGGAGGCGGAGGGAGGAGGAAGAAGCUCAGAGGCGAAUUAAGAUGGAAAAAGAGCGCCAAUGGCAGGAGAAGCUGAAGAAGGACGAAGAGGAGCGUCAGAGGAGGAUUCAGGAGGAGAAGGAGGCCAAACUGAGGGAGGAGGAGGAGAGAGAGAGAAAGACCAUCAUCCAGGCCGCCAAGGAGCAGGCCGAACGAGAGCUCAGAGCAAAGGAAGAGGCUGAGCGCAAGAGACGAGAGCUGGAGGAGAGGAAAAAAAGAGAGGAAGAGGAUCGCAUUAAGCAAGCAGAGAGAAGGAGGCAGGAGGAGGACAGGAGGAAGCUAGAGGACGAGCGGAGGCUCCUAGAGGAAGAAAGGAGGAAACUGGAGGAGGAGAGGAGGAAAGAGGAGCAAAGACGUAAAGAAGAGGAGGAGCGACGCCACAGGGAGGAAGAGCGGAAGAGGUUAGAGGAGGAGAGGAGAGAGGUGGAGAGGAGAAGAGAGAAAGAUGAGGAAGAGAAGAGGAGACAGAGAGCUGCUGUGGCUGCUGUCCGAGAUGCUGAGGAGAGGAGAAAGCGAGAGGAUGAGGAGAGAAAGAAGAGAGAGGACGAGGAGAGGAGAAAGAAAGAUGAAGACAGGAGGAGGCUUCAGCAGCAAGAGGAGGAAAGGAAGAAGCGUGAGGAGGACAGAAAGAGGAUCGAAGAGGAGAGAAGGCGAAAAGAGGAGGAAGAGGAAAGAAGGAAAGCCGAGGAGACGAGGAAGCGGAAGGAGGAGGUGUCCCGUCAGCAGCAGCAGGCGAGCGGAGUAGGAAAGGUGGACAUUCAGGAGAAACUGACGGCUCUGUUGAGAGGACUGGAGGAGAGGAAGGGUGGACAACCCAGAGCAACACAUCACAGGAAGUCGGCUGCUCUAACCUCCUUCAAAGCUCUGUACCCGUUCACUGCCCGAAACAACGAAGAGCUCAACUUCAAUGCAGAGGAUAUCAUCGAGGUGGAUGAGACGACGGAGCGGGAGGAGGGCUGGCUGUACGGCAGCAAACAGGGGAAGAUGGGCUGGUUCCCAGAAAGCUACGUGGAGAGGGUUCCCCCAUCAGAUACAACUAACCAUGUUACGGCUGCUGCUGCUGCUGCUCCUGCUCCUAAGUUGGCGCUCCAGUCACAACUUUCCAAUGCGCUAGAGGCUGUCAAGGCAGCAGGAUCAAAGUCUGCCUUUACACCAACACACUCACCGAACCCUGCGCCCUCUGACACACAAGGACAGCAGGUGGUGGGGAACCUGUUGGCUCAGGCUCUGUGUUCGUGGACAGCAAAGACAGAAAACCAUCUGAACUUCAACAAGGACGAUGUGAUUCAGGUGUUGGAGCAGCAGGAGAACUGGUGGCUCGGAGAGCUGAACAGUGAACAGGGCUGGUUCCCUAAAACAUACGUCACCCUGCUGGGAGAAGCCGAGAGUUUAGACAUGAAGGGCUCCCCUCCGGAUGCUUCCGAGUCGAGCGACAGCCUGCAGCUUGACGAAUACACAGCGUUGUACACCUAUGAGUCUCCGGAGCCGGGGGAUCUGACCUUCAGAGAGGGAGACUUGAUCCUGGUGAGCAAGAAGGACGGAGAGUGGUGGCACGGCUCGAUAGGAGGCAGCUCCGGCGUCUUCCCCAGCAACUACGUCAAACCGAAAGAGAUCGAUACAUCCAGUUUAUCUGCAAAGAAGAAGCCAGAGAUCGCCCAGGUGAUGAAGGCCCAUCCCUCCACUGGCCCUGAACAACUGAAUCUGGAAAAUGGCCAACUCAUCCUGAUCCUCGGCAAGAACGCCACUGGCUGGUGGCUCGGAGAGCUGCAGGCCCGUGGAAAAAAGCGUCAGAAGGGCUGGUUUCCUUCCUCCAAUGUCAAAGUAUUGGGAUCCUCCAGCGGCAAGUCUACACCAGCACCCCAACCAGUCUGUCAGGUGAUAGCCAUAUACGACUACACAGCCGCCAACGGGGAUGAGAUGAGCUUUUCUAAAGGUCAGCUGAUCAACGUGUUUGACAAAAACAACCCUGAUUGGUGGAGAGGAGAUAUCAAUGGCGUCAGUGGUCUGUUCCCCACCAAUUACGUUAAGAUGACCACUGCCGAAUGUGACCCCAGCUCGCAGUGGUGUGCGGACUUGAACAGCCUGGACUCUCUGAGCUCACAGGAGAAGAAGAGACAGGGUUACAUCCACGAGCUGAUCCAGACAGAGGAGAGAUAUGUGGACGACUUGCUGAUAGUGAUGGAGGUUUUCCAAAAGCCUAUGUUAGAGUCCGGCAGGCUGAAUACGGAAGAGAUGAAGAUGAUCUUCGUCAACUGGGAUGAACUGCUGACCUGCAACACUAAACUUCUCAAGGCGCUACGUGUGCGUAAGAAGAUGGGCGGGGAGAACAUGCCGGUGCAGAUGAUUGGAGAUAUCCUGACCGCGGAGCUGUCCCACAUGCAGCCCUACAUCCGCUUCUGUUCCUGCCAGAUCAACGGAGCAACGCUGCUACAGACACGCAUCGACAACGAGCCGAACUUCAAGGACUUCCUUAAGAAAAUUGCUACAGACUACAGAUGUAAAGGCAUGCCGCUGUCAAGCUUCCUGCUGAAACCCAUGCAGAGGAUCACACGCUACCCACUGCACAUCAAACACAUCCUUGAGAGCACCACAGAGGGCCAUUCUGACCGAGGUCCUCUGAAAGAGGCUCUGGAGAGGGCGGAGGAGCUCUGUCAACAGGUAAAUGAGGGCGUGAGAGAAAAGGAGAACUCGGACAGACUGGAAUGGAUUCAGACCCACGUACAGUGUGACGGCGUUGCAGAGAACCUCGUCUUUAACUCGCUCACCAACUGUUUGGGCCCCAGGAAACUGCUCCACAGCGGCAAGAUGAACAAGGUAAAGAGCAACAAGGAACUCUGGGCUUUCCUCUUUAAUGACUUCCUGCUUUUGACUCACGCGGCUAAGCAGUUCACAUCGUCUGGGCCCGAUAGGCUGUUCAGCAACAAGAACAACGUACAGCUCAAGAUGUACAAGCCGCCUGUGCUGCUAAAUGAAGUUCUGGUGAAGCUGCCAGAUCCCUCCAGCGACGAUCCAACCUUCCACAUCUCACACAUCGACAAAGUCUAUAUACUCAGGACCGACAACAUCAAUGAACGGACGGCUUGGGUUCAGAAAAUCAAGGCUGCAUCUGAAGAAUUCUUUGAGACAGAAAAGAAAAAAAGGGAAAAGGCCUAUCAAGCACGAUCUGUGAAGGCCAGUGGAAUAGGGAGACUCCUCGUCACCAUCUUGGAGGCCACUGAACUGAAGCCAGCCAAACCUAACGGUAAAAGCAACCCUUACUGUGAAGUGACCAUGGGAGCUCAGAUCUUCACGUCCAGGACGCUCAACGACACACUGAACCCAAAGUGGAACUUCAACUGUCAGUUCCACAUCAAAGACCUGUACCAGGACGUCCUGUGCAUCACCAUCUUUGAAAGGGACCAGUUCUCACCUGACGACUUUCUGGGUCGGACAGAGGUUCCUGUAGCCACCAUAAAGAAAGAGUUGGAAAACAAGGGACCGGUGACGCGUCGUCUCCUGCUGCACGAGGUUCCUACAGGGGAAGUGUGGGUCCGCCUCGACCUGCAGCUCUUCGCCAACAAAUAGACUCUUAUAUUUAUAGGAUGAACUGAAAUAAUAAUGAAGUCUUCUACAGAGACGACAACAUAAGGAUAUGUUAAUCCUGCAGUGUAACCAAAAGAGAAAGGCUACUUCUUUCUCACCUAAACAAUCUCAGAUGGUUGCCCCCCCCCCCCAUAUAUCAAACAACACUCUCCUGAACAUGCAUCACGUCUUAAUAUUUUAAUAAUAACCAGCACUAAUAAUACCUCUUCUGAUGUCAUCUGGAUCUGCCAGUAGGGGAUCAGGCUCAGAGUGACAUCAUUUGGACCCACCAAUAAGAGACAGAUAUUUUUUCCUGUCUCAUGAUCUCAAAUAGAAAGUGUAGCAGGACUAAUGCAGCAGUUUACGCCUGAGCAGUAUGUACUGUACACUCUGAAGGAGGGAAAAGGAACAACUGCAGCAUGGCUUCUUAAACAUGGCAGACAGUGUGGCAUGAAGCUGAAGCUGUAAUAAUGUAUAGCGUGGCUGUUAAAAAACAAAGUCAAAAUAUUAUUAAAUCAGCAAAACUUUACUUAUAUCUCUUAAAGGGAUAGUCUGAAUGUCUCGAAGUUGAGUUGUAUGUUAUCUAUAUCAGUGUAUAACAUACUGUAGAUGGUGGUCGGCACAUACACAGUGUGGAGAAGCGUACAUGAGUUACAGGACAGAAGCAAAGUAUUAUUACGCUGUGGGCAGAUGAACAAAAUGAGUUUUAGUCACCAAGGCAAAUAUAGCUGCUUGAGUUCCCUGUCAGAAAGGGCUUUCUUGCAGCAAGGUAAAAUGGUUUCAAUAUUAAAACAAUAGCAUCAACUUAAGCAGAAGUUUACUUUUUCAAGGUGUCUAAAUUAUGUUAAGUUGCUGCCCCAGUUCAUUGCUUUAUUUCAGUGUUGUAGCUCCUGUCUGCUUUUUCACUCCAGUGUAGAUAAUACACAGCCCAUGGAUAAGAAGCUCAUACAACCCAAAUUAAAAAACAUCUCAGAUACAGAAAUUAGAUUUGACACUUUGCCAAGUCUGGUCAACCACGGCCAUGUAAGGAGUGUUUUCUCUUAAUUUACAAGACAUGUUUAUGUUGAAUCCUUUAUUCUCAGAUCAGAUCAUAACUGCAGUUUUCAAGAGACUCUGCUCUUUGAUCUGUAAAAUCUUCUCACAGUAAAAUUACUCCCGCGGAUUACGGACAGCAGCUGGGUAGCUCUGAUCUGAAGUCAGUUUAUCGCCGCAGAUGGAAGAUCUCAGGAUACGUUGUUCUGGGGUUAAUAUUUUUCACUGUUUGUGUCUUUGGAGUGUUAAAAUUAAGGUGAGAUAUAGCAAUAUACAAGUAACUUCAGCUGAGGGCUCCCAUUAUUUGGGAUUAUGUGGGUUUUGAUUGUGGUCGAAUUAAUUAAUUGCUUCUUUUGUGUGCAAAAUCAGCAAAGGCCAAGUAUAGUGUGAAGGAUUUAGGUGACAUAAUGACGCGGAGUCCGCCUUUUCACUGUAGAGGUUUUUGAGGAUGUCAGUGUUUUUUCUUUUGAUGUAAGACAGAUUGUCAGCAAUAACAACCAUUAUUUACUCAUUUUAUUAUUUUAGUUCUUAACAUUUCCACCCUGCCACUCAUUUUUUUAGGCAUCAUCCUUUAGCAACCGCCUCCUUGACACCAAUUCUUUUCUCAAAAUCAUCCCCCUUGGAAAGGUUAAAAGGAUGUAGUUUGUAAAAGCUUUUUAUUUAUGUUGAAGGAGGGAUUUUUCGGUGUCUUCUGCCCUGUUUUUGUUCCUUUGUCCUUUGCCUCCAGUCCCUUUUCUAACUCUGAGCUCCUGCUGGUGCUCUGGAUAAUAACAAGAGAAGUGCUGUAUUUAUUUCUUAAUUUAUGCGUGUAUGACUAUCCAAAGGUUAGGAGCGGCUUUGCUUGCUGUGUCAUAUUGGAUAAUCAGUUGUUCUCAACUGAGUUUGUUUUGUGUGAUGUCAAAUAUUAAAGUUGUGUUCAUGUUGAUACUGUUUUAAAAGACAAUAUAGCAUCUUGGAUGAUUCUCUGGAUGGGUUUUACUGUAAGGAGUCUAGUUCAUUGGUCCUUUUGUUAGGCCUGCAGGUUUGUUAUAUAUUAUUCAAUCCUAAAUACAGUUUUUAAAUCCUUUAUUAACUUUGAUGUUGAUUUGAAUCUGUGGAAGACGUGCAAAUAGACUGGACUGGUCUGUGUAGAAGUUUGUCUUUAUUUACUUUUUAUUUUACGCAGCCUUCUGCAUUGCCUGCUGCUGUGCUAACUGAGUUUUGAGGCUUCUCUAACCCAGAUUGUCUCUAACCUGCUGUUUGUACUCACUUCGGCCUACACGUGGCGCUCUCUGAAUCAGGGUUUCUCAAGUCAAAUUAAAGACAUUAAAAAGUAAACAAA